AACAGCAACUCCCUUCUCCCCCCAUCGCCGCCGCCGCCUUCUCCUGACCCACUUUGCAGCAAGCGGGAGGAGAUGGGGAGGCGCAAGAGGCGCUUCUGCAGCUUCGCACGCGGCGGGACUCCUUUUCCGCCCUCCCUCCCCCGCGGCCAGCGCAGCAAUCCGCGUUCUCCUCGCGCAGCUCCCCCCUCUCCAAACGCGCUGAGUUUUGGAGAGGCGGAAGGCUACUGGUUCGCGAAGAGUCCCCUCGAGGGGGAGGGAGGAGGAGUGGCGGCGGCAGGAACGUCCUUCCCCGCCCGCCUCCUUCCAGCCCGAGCUGCGGUAGCCGCAGAAGGCGGGUAGUCGUCGCUGGAGGAGGAGGGUGUGGAGGCCUCUGCGUCUGUCUUGCCCGUGCCACUCGGCGCCCUUCUCGGCUAUUGUUGCCUGCGCGUCAAGCGUCUCCUUUUCUCCUUUUUUUCCUUUUUCUCCUUCUCUCCGCCCAGGCCCGGAGCCAGCCGAGCUCCCCCAGAAAGCGCCCUUCCCUUCGCCGCGCCUGGCGAAGUCGCGCCCUUGGUGGCCGCCGCCUCCCCAAGCGUCCCCGCCUUCGACGCGCUGCGCGCACAGCCGGAGCGCAAAGCUUCUCCUUCUCCCCCUCAGCGGCCUGGACGUUCUCAAUAUGAGCGGCAUCGCCUGCGUCGAGAGACACCAGGUAAGCAGGGGCUGCGAGGCCCACCGGAGCCUCUUUCCAGCGAGGGACCGCGUGGCGCAGUCGAACUCGAAUCGGGCUUCCUUGUGCGUAAAGGCGCACGGCGCGCGCGGGAUUUUUUUGUCCCCCAACCUUGUGAAACCGCCCGUCCCAUUCCUUGAUCGCGAUGGGGCUUACCUCCGAGUAAACGGGGGCGGGGGCGGGAGGAUCUUGCCGCGCGGCGAGGCGAUUUAGGGCUGGGGAAGCCAGAAGAGGGGCGAGACCUCUUUUCCUUUGAAGGGCGCUCGGAUCGCGUGGGGUGCUGACUUGAAACGUUGGGUGGUGCCACUUGAUGGUGCAGGAGGAAUACUUUGGGGUAGGAGGAGCGGUCCACAGACCCAUUGUAGUGUGUGCAAAAUGUGCUUUUAGAAGCAACCCGGUUUUUCCCGCAAAUGGCGGAAGGGAUGUCUGGAGAAGGAGGAUUUGCGCGCCCUGUCUCUCGUCGUUGUUAAUUUCUGCUGUUAUUUCCGCAGACGGGUGAUCCUCACGCACCCUCCAAGUGCGUUGGAAUUGAGGUUAUACCUUGUUUUAUUUUGAGGUGUGCGCAGGCUUGCGUACUUUUUUUCCCAGAGAGAAAGGGAACCGUGACUGUGCCAUGCUGCCCUCGAUUUUUUUAGGUGGGUUAUUGCAGUGGUGGGCGUGACCCUAUUCGCAGUAGUGGCUGACGAUGUUUCGUGGCGUCAUGGGUAAACGACACCGGGAAGUAGAUGGGGGCUUCAUGUUGGUUAUGGGGUGCCCACCCCCUUCACUUUGGUGUGGUUUAUUGUGCUGGCUCCGCUGUGCCAGCAAAUAGAGUUAGGAAAGGUGGCUGAGGCUCAUUUAGUCCAACCCCUUGCAGUGCAGGAUUCUCACCUAAAAAAUCCCUGACAGGUGGCUCAUCCAGCCUCUUCCAAGGAAGGAAAGUCCACCAGGGAUUUAAAAGGUGAGAACCUGUGUAAAAGAAAAUAAGCUAGAUUCUCCUUGUCAAAUGAUUCUGGAUGGUCUGCCAGGCGGGGCAGCCUUGAAAGUGAGGUUGGAAUUAAACAUAUUAAUUCAUCACUUAACAUAAAUAAGGUGAAGAUCUAAGGAUGUUAAUGUUUAAGUUAAAUUUCAUAAAAAUUGGGAUUUGGAAAACCGUUAAAAGGACAUGCAAUGAAAUUCAACCAAGGGGAAGCAAGGAAGUCACUUAACAAAGUUAAUAACUGCAAUUUUCAAUAAGGCUAUGAUUUAUGGUUGUUUGUCUUGUGUGUUUGUUUGUUUAUAAUAUUGUGAAAGCUAAUAAAAUUUUUGGGGAAAAAAGAAAGCAAGGUUGGAGAGUUCUAACCAAUCCCAGCCGCUUCAAAGGUUUACGGCACAUCUGCCCCCUAGUGCAUUUCCUCCCACCCCCAUUUUGAUGGCUGUUUCUGAGAAGGGUGACCUGACAGGAAGCCAGUGCAUGUUCCUUUUUGUUUUUGUCUGGGGCGAGGAAGCAUUUUGCCUAUUACCUUGCUACAAUCUCGUUAAGAAGCAGCUAGGAGAUUACCGCAAGUUUCGAAGGGUUUUCGUUAUUUGAGGAGAGGUUUUCCUUUCUCCUUCUUUGCCUUUGUUCUAUCUCCACGUUGGCCCGUCCUGUUGCCAAGCACAUGGAGCUGAAAAGCAUCUGUUCCAAAAUGCUUGCUGCAGUUGAAGGCGUGAUUGGGUGGGGAGGAAAAGCCACGCUGGCCAAUCCAGAGGCAGAUACGGUUUCUCUGUGUUAUAAUUAGGCAAGGCGUGAGCAGAUCUCUGGAUUAUGUUUCUGUUUUUUCCAUUUGCUUCAGUGGGAGAAACCCAUAUUUUGCAUCACAUAUUAAAUAAAUGUCUGGGAUUUUGCUCUUGGCCUGCCUACAGAGGCAGUCAGCCAUAUGUCAAGGACCAUAAUGUCUUCUAGACAACUGUGCAUUUAUCUUAGUCCAGCCCUUCAGUUGGACGGUCAUAUAUAGCUAUAUAUAAAAAUCAUAUUGGGAAAAUUGUUUGUGUUGUGAUUUCAGGAUGUGAAGUUCUAGUGCUAUACAAUAAAGUGUUUGGCUGGUGGUGGUGAAGGGGACAGCUAGCCUCUAAAUAACAUGGGUAGGCGAACUAAGGCCUGGGGGCCAGAUCCGGCCGAAUCGCCUUCUAAAUCCGGCCCAUGGACGGUCCGGGAAUCAGCGUGUUUUUACAUGAGUAGAAUGUGUGCUUUUAUUUCAAAUGCAUCUCUGGGUUAUUUGUGGGGCAUAGGAAUACAUUCAUAUUUCCCCCCCGAAAAUAAAGUCCGGCCCCCUACAAGGUCUGAAGGACAGUGGACCGGCCCCCUGUUGAAAAAGUUUGCUGACCCCUCCUAUAACAUCUACUACUCCAAAUGGACCUGCUCAAGUUAAAACAGUAGCAGAAUCAUACGUAAACACACUAGGGAGAGGGCAAAUUACACAUUACAUGUAAAAUGUGUGUUUGGAAGCCCCUGUAGAUUAUGUUGAGGAGGGGUAGGAGUGAGAGAAACAAGCUUAACUUCUAAUCCAUCAGCCUUUUUUAUGCUCAAAAUCCUCCUGGCUGCUGCCAACUGCUUCCUUCCACCCUUUGAGAUUCCUGAUGAAUUGUCUGUAAAAGUAAAUUACAUAUCUGGAACCGUGUUUGUGGGACUCUUGAGAAAGCAGCCAGCGGGGAAAGACAAAAUACCCGGCCAGUUUUACUUAAAAUUGCAGUCUCUUGCGGAAGUUUAUAGCACCAAUUACAGUGGUGCCCCGCAAGACGAAUGCCUCGCAAGACGAAAAACUCGCUAGACGAAAGAGUUUUCCGUUUUUUGAGUCGUUCCGCAAGACGAAUUUCCCUAUGGGCUUGCUUCGCAAGACGAAAAAACCGCAAGACGAAGAGACUCGCGGAACGGAUUAAUUUCGUCUUGCGAGGCACCACUGUAAAUCGGGGGUGGCUAACCUGUGACCCUACAGAUGUUGCCGCGCUAUAACUCCCACCGUCCCUGCCCACUGCCCAUGCUAGCAUUCUCCUCAUGUUUACCCACUGCCCAUGUUUACCCGCAUUCUCCUCCCCUCCUCCAAUCUAAGAACAGCUUCAGGGAGGUUAUUUAGAUCUGGAAAACAUUGUGCAAGGUUGGAAAGGAGGGUAAGCAGCCCUCCCGUAGUAUUGCUUUUGAUCAAAAUCUGCUUCAAAGAUUGUAGAGCAAUCUCUCUCAGGCGUCAUGUAUUGUUUUGGGUCUCAUGCAUCAUCAGCUCAUGAUGGCUAAACUUUUAUUCACGGAUGGGGCAAGGUAGAUGAGCUGUGUUCCAGGAAAGGUGCAAGACAAUUGCUGUAGCUAACCAGUGUCCGGAUGUAAUUGGAUUUAGUUCAUGCUGUGAACUUUGCAGGGCGGUUUUCUUUGCCCCUCCUCUUGACGGAUGGCGACCGCAUUGCUCUUUGUUAUGUGCCUGUCACUAAGAAUGACUUUGUGUUUAAGCUGUAAAACAAGCACUUUGAACAUCAGUACGGUUUGGGGCAACAGCUUUCUGGUUUUCCAGCUUUUUAAAUCUGUGUCUAGCCUGACACUCUUGGAAAGGUAUGCAUCGUAAGCAUAUUUUUUUUAAAGUUAUAGGAGGCCAAGCAAUUAAGAGUUUACUUGUACUUACGCUGAAGAAACAAUGACUCACUCUGGAACCUUACUCAAAUAAAGCAGGUCUUGAGUAUGGGAGUGCCAAAUAUAAAACAAAUCAACUGAUAUAGUUUUUCAGUCGGUUUAUGUCUGUGCUGAAAAUUUUGAAAAGCAGGAACGAAAACUUGAACUCAGGGCAGGAGGCCAGUGGAAUCGCGGGUGAGACGCCAGGCAUUGCAAUUUGGGGGCAUUAUGGAGAAAGGAAUACCUUAAGCUUAAAUACCAUUAUUAUUAUUAUUAUUAUUAUUAAUUGAAUUUAUAUACCGCCCUAUACCUGGAGGUCUCAGGGCGGUUCACAUAAAAAUAUCACAGUAUAUAAAAUAAAAAUAAAAGCAAUAACCCAAUAGUACCCCCCCUCCAAAAAAAGAGCUACAUUUUAAAAGGUUAUUGGAUGUUAACCAAAGGCCUGGUUAAAAAGGACCGCUUUUGCCUGGUGCCUAUAGUGCAUUGCUCCUUAACGGAAAAGGAAUGUGACGAACUAACCCGUCCUGGAUGCACAAACUCCAUGUUCAAUCUUUUCAGACAAAAGAUGACAGCGCAAUCCCUACAUCCCUUAACUGCUUCUUGGCUGUUCGUUGGACAGCUAUGCAUUUAGUGAAAGGAGUUUGGUCUCACGUGUGGUGUGUUGUUAGAUCUAGAUAGAGGUACAACAAGAGAGUCCCAGGGAAUAAUGGGAAAUGGAUUGAGGUAGAGAAAUAGAAAAGGCCGCCUGCAACUCGCGGUGGGAAUGGCUGGCCUUAAAUCAGUUUCCACACAGUUUAACCAAGCCAUGGAUAACUAGCAACCUGCAAUUAUUCAAGCUUUAUGCACUUGGGUUUUCUUUUUUAGUUGGACAGGCGGGGGCAGGUGUUUGGGGUGAAAAGACUUUGGCAACCCCACCCGCCAUUGAACCCAUAAUGUUUUGGCCAUAUACCGUAUUUUUUGCUCUAUAAGACUCACUUUUUCCUUCCUAAAAAGUAAGGGGAAAUGUGUGUGCGUCUUAUGGGCGAAUGCAGGCUGCGCAGCUAUCCCAGAAGCCAGAACAGCAAGAGGGAUUGCUGCUUUCACUGCGCAGCGAUCCCUCUUGCUGUUCUGGCUUCUGAGAUUCAGAAUAUUUUUUUUUCUUGUUUUCCUCCUCCAAAAACUAGGUGCGUCUUGUGGUCUGGUGCAUCUUAUAGAGCGAAAAAUACAGUAUGUUUUGGCUUUACACGCUGUUCCUGGAAUGUAACCCCAACAGAACUUGAACACCACCUAUAUAUUAAAGGCGACAUAUAGAUGGUGCUACUCCUCACUAAAACUCCCAAAACUGGAGUAUUGCAAUAGUGGAGAAACAUACCAACAGAGGAGGGAAAGGGGAAUUAUAAAGGACGAAUUUGUUCAGAGUACUUACUGUAGUUUGAUUUUUAUCAUGUUUGUUAACAAGAGGAACAGUGACAGAACUCCCUAGGAUGACAAAGCUAAUCUUCAGAACCUGCUGAAGUAGAAGCAGAGCAUUCAGCCGAGUCAGAAAUAGUGGAAAUAGAUUUAGGAAGAAAAACAAAUGAACUGAUGAUGGGCAGGAUAUUUAAUUAAUGAUGUGCCCAUUUGUCUCUGGAAACAGUGUUCGUAUUGUAGUACUAGUAAGUGUGUUCAUAUGAAACCAAUAAAAAAUAAUUUUAAAGGGAAGUUAUGCAUGUAUUAUGGAACUUUUAAUUUCAGUCUCGUGUGGCCCAACCUUCAGAAGUUUUACCGAGAAUUUCUGUGGAGAAAUAUCUGCUUAAUUUCAGAGUACAGUGGUACCUUGGUUUAUGAACUAAAUCCGUUCCAGAAGUCCAUUCUUAAACCAAAGCGUUCUUAAACCAAGGCGUGCUUUCCCAUAGCAGCGGGGGACUCAAUUUACAAAUGGAACACACUCAACAGAAAGCAAAACAUGUUCUCCUUCCAAGGCAAAGUUCACAAACCAAAACACCUACUUCCUGGUUUGCAGCGUUCUUAACCCAAGUUGUUCAUAAACUAAGCUGUUCUUAAACCAAGGUACCACUGUAUUGAAUCCUGUUGAGGUGGUUUAGAAAAAACAGAUCCAUUUUUUGUGAAGUUUCAGUUGAGCUUCUUUAGAAAGGUGGGGAGAAAAGAAAUCCAAAAUGUGAAAUCUAGCCACUCUGAGAUUAGAUGGAGGUGGAUUGUCCUCAGGCAAGAGAUUGAAUAGAAUUUAGAUAAAGCGCGUAGAAUCUUUUAAUAAUAAUAAUAAUAAUCAAUUUUAUUUAGGGAAAUAGGGAAUAAUAAUAAUGGGGGGGGGACCCAAUUUAAAAUACAGGGUAAAAUGCAAUUUAAAAUGCAGCCUCAUUUUAAAAGUAGCCCAUAGAUCAAAACCAUAAGGGGAGGGAAACAUAAGGGUCAGACUGAGUCCAAACCAAAGGCCAGGCGGAACAGCUCUGUCUUGCAGGCCCUGCGGAAAGAUGUCAAGUCCCGCAGGGCCCUAGUCUCUUGGGACAGAGCAUUCUACCAAGUCGGGGCCAGUACUGAAAAGGCCCUGGCCCUAGUUGAGACCAAACUAACCACCUUGCGACUUGGGACCUCCAAAGUGUUGUCGUUUGUGGACCUUAAGGUCCUCCGCGGGGCAUGCCAGGAGAGGCGGUCCUGUAGGUACGUGGGUCCUAGGCCGCGUAGGGCUUUAAAGGUCUGCCUAAAGCCUGCCUUCCCUUGGGAGCAACUUUCUGGGGACACGUCCUUCCUGUUGCCAUCCAUCUGUCUUGAGAGACAAUGGAGUAUGCGCCGCGGGGGUUCAAGUCAAGCCACUUGCAUUAGCGACCUCCCAGGGGAGCAAGCAAGGGCAAUGUAUAUGGAGGUCCUGGUCUGCCCUGACACAAGAUGCCCCUCUCAGCCUCCCUGACUUUCCUGGAGCAACAAGGUGUGACUUUUACCUUUUGUGUAGUAACCCUUGCAAAGCUGGAGUUAAAACAAGCAGUGUACUUUAUGGCCAGCAGGACACCUUAAAGUAUCUUCAAACCUCCUAUGGAGGCAUGACUUGUGUAAAUGGUCUUCUAGUUGGGGGAGAGACCACUUAAAUAAAUAUUGAUGCAAAUUAAGCUGUUCCACACAGAAAAAUCAGAACAGUUGUUAUUAUUAUUUGGAAAUAAUUUUCAUUUUACAAGUGUAGCAUUAUAACAGUACAAAAUAGAUAUCCAUAUUUAGAGAUUUCUCUGAAUCUCGAGAGUUCGCACCAUCCCCUCCGUGGGUCCUCUUGCAACCUUUUCAACUGCGUAUUAUUUCAUAAUCCAUUUUAUGAAUCUAUCGAUAUUAUUUGCUGCACUGUUGUUGUUGUUUAGUCGUGUCCGACUCUUCGUGACCCCAUGGACCAGAACACGCCAGGCACUCCUGUCUUCCUGCCGCUACAAGUGUUAUUAAAAUCCUGCUAAUGUUUUCAUCUUACGGUGGCCUCCUAAAUAAAUUAUAUCCCCCCCCCCCCCAAAAAACAAAGCAAUUAACAGUAAAUUUGAAAUCAAAACUUCUCCUUUUAAAUAAUACUGGUGCAAAUUUGUGUAGUUUUCAGUUUGGCUACUGAGCAGGAUCGUAAAACUAAGACAGAUUUAGUUCCAAAACCAGUUUGGAAACAACAUUUCUGGAAGGAUUGAUGCUUUUGAAUUAUGGUGCUGGAGGAGACUCUUGAGAGUCCCAUGGACUGCAAGAAGAUGUCCAUUCUGAAGGAAAUCAGCCCUGAGUGCUCACUGGAAGGACAGAUCCUGAAGCUGGGGCUCCAAUACUUUGGCCACCUCAUGAGAAGAGAAGACUCCUUGGAAAAGACCCUGAUGUUGGGAAAGAUGGAGGGCACAAGGAGAAGGGGACGACAGAGGACGAGAUGGUUCUCAAAGCUAUCAGCAUGAGUUUGACCAAACUGCGGGAGGCAGUGGAAGACAGGAGUGCCUGGCGUGGUCUGGUCCAUGGGGUCACGAAGACUCGGACACGACUAAACGACUAAACAACAACAACAUCUAGCAGAUACUUCUUUCACCCCUGUCUUCCAUGUGUCACCUCUCCAGCUGCUAGGCCCAUGACAUCACAUCUCUCCAUUUUUGUUAAUCCCAACCCAUUAGCCAUAUUACACAAGUACAGAUAUGAAGUCCCUAGCAUUUGCUUCCAUUAAAUUUUAUAGUCAAAAGAUUCCGUCGUUUCCCAUCUUACAUCGAUUUCCUCCACUUGGUUUGCUAGGUGUGUAGUUACAGGAUGAGACACUUUCACAAGAAACUUUCUUUUGUGAUCAUGCUCACGUAUAUUAGGAAUAUCGGUUGGGGGAAAUACUGCUGUUUCCGAGUGAGUAGAAAAUAAGUAGUUUCCCAGAUUGUUUUGAAAAUGUGGUACCACCCAAGGAUUAAAACUUGGUUGCAUAUUUACAUAUUAUAUAAAAAGUAAUUACCGUAUUUUUUUAUGUAUAAGACUAGGGUUUUUUCCUAAAAAAUAAUGUCAAAAAUUAGGGGGUGUCAUAUACAUGGGGCCAUCUCCCCCCUUUUCUUAAAUCUGAGUCCCCCAAAAUACAUGGGGGCGUCCUAUGGACAGAAAAAUACGGUAACUCCAAAAUAUUUAAAAACCUUCAAAGCCCAUCAGUGAGGAAUAUUUGCGAACAGUUGUAAGAGAUAAGGUUCUGGGAAUAGAAUACCGUAUUUUUCGCUCAAUAAGACGCACCAGACCACAAGACGCACCUAGUUUUUGGAGCAGGAAAACAAGAAAAAAAAAUAUUCUGAAUCUCAGAAGCCAGAACAGCAAGAGGGAUCGCUGUGCAGUGAAAGCAGCAAUCCCUCUUGCUGUUCUGGCUUCUGGGAUAGCUGCACAGCCUGCAUUCGCUCCAUAAAACGCACACACAUUUCCCCUUACUUUUUAGGAGGGAAAAAGUGGGUCUUCUAGAGCAAAAAAUAUGGUAGAUCUUGAAUCACAGUGGGGUUUACAUUUUAUAAGUAAUAUCCCCCCCCCCCCCGGUUGUUAUAUUACAGUGUGGGUGUUACAGGUUACUUAAGGGCUCUGAGGCUUUUUAAAGAAGAGUUGCUUUAAGAUGUAGGUCUAUCCAAUAAAAGCUGCUGUUUGUAGACUUUGCCCAGACUAAUCUCUGUUUGCUGGGUCAGCUACAGUAAUACAAAUGUGCUGUAACUGAAUUACUGUAGGAUAUAGCUGAGUGAUUGAAACAGAUCUAAAGAGGAUGCAGUCUUUAUGUACCAUUUACUGAUUUGGGGGUAAAUAAUAUUUCAUGCAAAAUUGUCCUGAUUUCCUUAAUAGCGACAGGCUUCCAUUAACACCUUUUAAUUUUAGAAAAUGUUGGUCUUUGUUUUCAUAGCCUUUCAGGCAGUUCACAGUUGGCAUAGAGUCAAGUCCUAAACGGAUUCUAAACAUGCAGAAAUCCCAAAUUAAUCAGUUUAUUUUUUUGUUUUCUAUUGCAGAGUAUGAUGCACGACUACCACAGAAGAAAUUCGUAUCUAUAGCUUUUAAGGACUUGAUUACAUCGUUUUAAAGCCUGGUAGUUUUGGAGUCAUCCGUUUAGAAGACGCAACUGCUUGCAUUAUUCCAAGCUGCUGCUAAUCUUAGGAGGAAUAUAAAUUGACGUGCUCUCAUAUUAACACACAAGAAGACUUCGGAUUAUUCAAGGUCUCCUAGUUACCACAACAUAAAUUUAUUUGAUACGUUUUUACUCGGGUCGACGCAUAUAUAAUGUCAUUUCUUGUGACGUGGAGUGUAUUGAUUAGUCAGCUGUACAGUACGAUAGACUUUGAUCUGAUUUUGAUACCGUAAGCCCAAAUAAAAAACAGAGAGUCAUGCAAACUGGCACCUGAUAGCAAUUACAUAAUCACUUUUUGAUAUAAGCUGCUUAAUUGGAAAACUGAUUAAAAAUUGCCUUCAAACAAACUGGUGACUCCCCUCUUGCCUUCCCCCCCCUUUUUCCCCAAAAUGACCCCUGAAUUUUUGAAUUUUAUUGAUAUUGAUGCUGCAUUUUAUGUUGUUUUUAAGUCGCAUUUUAAUCAAGGUUUUAUAUUUGCUGUUAGCCGCCCUGAGCCCGGUUUUUAAACUGGGAAGGGCGGGGUAUAAAUAAAUAAAAAUUAUUAUUAUUAUUAUUAUUAUUAUUAUUAUUAUUAUUAUUACAGACCUGCAGUGUGACAGUGGCUGAUAACUCUGGCAGUCUUUCUGCCAGCACUGCUCAUGGUUGAGAGGGCACAACGCCUUGGGUGCUCUCACUAAACUUUACCAUUUCAGUAGCAAGUGAAAUUAGUACAGUGGUACUAAUUGUACCACUAAGGGACGCGGGUGGUGCUGUGGGUUAAACCACAGAGCCUAGGACUUGCCGAUCAGAAGGUUGGCGGUUCGAAUCCCCGCGACGGGGUAAGCUCCCGUUGCUCGGUUCCCUACUCCUGCCAACCUAGCAGUUCGAAAGCACAUCAAAGUGCAAGUAGAUAAAUAGGUACCACUCCAGCAGAAAGGUAAACGGCGUUUCUGUGCGCUGCUCUGGUUCGCCAGAAGCGGCUUAGUCAUGCUGGUCACAUGACCCGGAAGCUGUACGUCGGCUCCCUCGGCCGAUAAAGCGAGAUGAGCACCGCAACCCCAGAGUCGGUCACAACUGGACCUCAUGGUCAGGGGUCCCUUUACCUUUACUACCUCAGGUUAAGUACUUAAUUCAUUCUGGAGGUCCGUUCUGAACCUGAAACUGUUCUUAACCUGAAGCAUCACUUUAGCUAAUGGAGCCCAAUUUCUGUUUGCUUAUCCUGAAGCAAAGUUCUUAACCUGAAGCACUAUUUCUGGGUUAGCGGAGUCUGUAACCUUAAGCAUAUGUAACUUGAGGUACCUCUGUACGGUGAACCCUCGAGUUACAUAUCGCUCUGGAUACGUAACUUUCGGGUUGCAAACGCAGCAAACCCGGGUUUUGCUGCAUGCGCAGAAGCGCUCUAUCGCACGUGCACAGAAGUGGCGCCUCCAGUUACAGACUUUUCAGGUUAAGUACGGACCCCCAAAACGAAUUUAAUUCGUAUCCAGAGGGUCCACUUAAUUAUUAUCACUUUAACCCCACGUCCCCUGCAAAUUGGUUUGGUGUGUGUCUCUGGAGAACACCCCUAUUGCUGCAAGUGGGGAGAUGAUUCCGUCUGGAAGGCGGAAUUACCGAACUGACGGGAUGAUCAUAAUAUCACAUUGAAUUCCUCCAGUUUAUUUACAGCUUUGUGCAUGUGUGUCUGCUUUCACAGAUGCUUACUCGCAGGUAGUAGGCAUAGGGUAGGAGCAUGGGAUUGUUGUUUGUAUAGGAUUACAACCUCAAAAAGGCUUUGCAUCAAAUAACAUCACACUUGGUUCUAUUAACAAUUGCAAAUUCUCCUCUUCAGCCACAGAAACAGCAAAAAUGAUUCCUAAUGGCUAUUUGAUGUUCGAAGAUGAAAACUUCAUCGAGUCGUCCGUUGCCAAGCUAAAUGCUUUGCGAAAAAGUGGCCAAUUCUGUGAUGUUAGACUCCAGGUAACUUAACAGUGCAACAACUGGGUGUUAUGUUUUGAGUUUGGAAUUGGGGGGAGGGGGAUUUAUGGUGUUAAUUAAUUUCUCAAUUAAUUUCUCCGCCCUACAUGUUCUGAAAACUCACUACACCAUUAGAUGGAAUUCUUUUGAAGUCUCUUUUUAAAAUUAUGAGCCUGAUCCAGCCAAAACUAAGCAUUCUAACUGAAAUCAGUGGUAGAAAUGUGCUUACCUUAUUUAAAUCCACGAGACUAGAAACUGGGUCAUGAACAAAAGCAGUUGGUAAAAAGAGACCAUCUGUAGUUAAUCAUUACAGCUCUGAAAUCCAUUCAGUUAUUGGUUCCCAAUUGAUUGACCCCCCAAGGGAUCUGUGGCACCAUUCACAUAACAAAAACUUUCAAAAAAAAAAGGUGGUCCAUGGCUUGUUUUUUGAAAAACGGGGUCUGAAGUACUUAGCUAAUUGGGAUCCACUGCAAUAAAUCCACUGAUUUUCAGUGGUUUUCUAUUCUGUAAGAUGUAACAUUGCAUAUCAUCUGUUAGGCUGAACUAUUUAGGUUUAACACAAGUCUUUCUCUUAUUUUAAUACAGGUCUGUGGGUAUGAGAUGUUGGCACACAGAGCAGUUCUAGCUUGCUGCAGUCCUUACCUGUUUGAAAUCUUCAAUAACGACAGCGACUCUCACGGAGUUUCCCAUGUAAAGUUUGACGAUCUUCAUCCAGAAGCUGUUGAAGUCCUGUUAAACUAUGCCUACACUGCCCAGUAAGUGACUUGGUUUUUUGUUCUACAGACGAUAGGCAUUUUUAUCUUAUGCUCUCUGUUAAGAACAAAUUCUAAAAUAACCAUAUAACUUUAAUAGAUUGAAAGCUGAUAAAGAACUGGUCAAAGAUGUGUACUCUGCAGCCAAGAAACUGAAGAUGGAGAGAGUCAAGCAGGUAUAAAUUUUGGACACUUAAGAAACCAAAGUUUCUGUGACCUUAGUUGGAGGAAGAGCUCUAUCGUUAAUCUUAAUGAGCAACUCAAGCAUUUGAAUAGGCAUAUUGAUUAAUACGCCUGCAUUUUUACCACUAAAAAGCCAUGUUCAUCUUUAAAGCAUUUCAUUUAUAGAUUAGGAUCAAAGCUUUAAGAGAUACGAAAAAAGGUUUACAAAUGGGUAAAAGCUUAAUGGUAAGGAUUUGCUGAACUAACAAACUGAACUGGAAUACAAAAAAGGGAGGUACGAGGAGGUCCGGGGAAAUAAGUGUAAGGAAGAUAGGUUAUGGAAAAUUAACGUGUUUUUAACUGUUUUUAUUUUGUAUGUUUCUCUUUAUAGUUCAUUUUUUUGUUAUAUCUUAAAAACUUUAUUCUUUUUUCUGUAUUUUCUAUUUUCUUGUAUUUUUACUUUUUGUUUCUGUGUAAUUUUUGUAUUCUUUAAAACUAUAAUAAAUAUCAUUUUUUUAAAAAAAUAUAUAGAUUAGGAUCAAUGAUGAUGAUGAAAUAGAGCCUAAGGAUUUCAUUUGAUUAAUUGUUGGUCCGCUAUAUGGAUUUGGGGACAGUUUCGUAAAAUAUAUUUGUUUGCUGAUGUCAGCAGUUCUGGCAGUGCACUUGCACAGAUUAAUGUGUGAACCGAGCAAUCAAAUAUAGAUGGCCUCAGUUCCUUUAAUUGUAGCAGACAGUGACUGUAGACACAUGAGCUGCGUGCUGCUUUUGCAUAAACGGCAGCAAAGCGGUGACGCUUGCAGAUAAUGCAUAUCCUGGCUUAUUUAAAAUAUUUACAGCAAAAUAUAAAAUAAAAGGCUGAUUAUAUUUGGUCCCGUUUUCCUAGAAGAAAAAUCAGGCAGUGCCACUCCCAUUUCUGCAGCUCAAUUUUGUGUUAUCGCUGCUGGAUAGUACCAGCAAAGGCAUUUGAGAGUGAUGUCUCAGAAAAGUUUGAUUAACAGUUAUGCCGUUUGUCUUAAAUUAAGAGCAGCAAUACGUUAAAGGCAAGAGAAGAUGUAAAAUUGAUUUGCUGAAAUAGGGGCCAUGGCAGGUUGGUGGGGUAUAAGAAGUGAGAAACAGAAAGUGCCCCAGAAGUGUACUGAACCUCUUUUUUAAAAAAUAACAUAAUUGUAUGCCUUUCUAAAAGGUUUGUGGAGAUUAUUUGCUCUCCAGAAUGAGCGUUGAAAGCUGCAUCUCCUAUCGGAACUUUGCAAGCACCAUGGGCGAUUCACGUUUACUGAGUAAGAUUGAUAGUUACCUUCAGGAGCACUUGUUACAGAUCUCUGACCAGGAGGAAUUUCUCAAAUUGCCACGUUUAAAGGUGAGCAAUCUCGUGCUCCUUUCUAUUCCACAGUAAAAAAAAGGGAAGUUAGUCUUGUUCACGUUUUAAUGCUACCAGGAAAUCGUUAAACGAAACUGUGUUUCUUAAAACAUAUGGGCAAACAGUCUUGCAGAUUUUGAGUUGCUCAAUUUGGAAUUGUCACUCCUUCCAUGACCUUUUCCAGAACAGCUGAGUGAUUUUACAUGCACAUAUUGGACGUCCCAGGAGUCUUGUCACUACAGCUAUCUCAAAAGUGCAGCAUUUAAUUCCACCCCCAAUUCCAAGCCCCCUCUCAGUUGUGUCCAGAAUUGCAGCCCUUUUACUUCGUUCCAUAGAAGAGGGAUUCUCAAGUUUUCUACUCCCAAUACCCACUUGAGAUGGCUGAAAAUUAUCGAAGCCCACCAGUCAAAAAAUGGCAGUGGGUGGAGGCAGUGUUUGUUCCAGUCAGCUGGCAAGCACUGACAUCUUCUAGAUCUACCUAAUCAAUCUUGGGGAAUUGCUGUGUUCUUUUACCACAGCGUUUUCCUUGUGGCAAGGAGUUCCUUAGCUUAGCUUUCCCGUUGGUCAUUUGAUUGUUCUCUUUACCCAUUGUUGUCUUUUUAAUUGUAUAUAUUGCUUGUUUUAUGUUGCUAUGGCCGUUGGCUAAUGCGAAUAAACUAUCUGUCUUUCCCAAAGCAAAGUGUAGACCAGGGGUCAGCAACCUUUUUCAGCCGGGUGCCAGUCUACCGUCCCUCAGACCAUGCGCUGGGCCGGACUAUAUUUUGAAAAAAAUAUAUGAAUGAAUUCCUAUGCCCCACAAAUAACCCAGAGAUGCAUUUGAAAUAAAAGCACACAUUCUAGUCAUGUAAAAACACGCUGAUUCCCAGACCGUGCACGGGCCGGAUUUAGAAGGCAAUUGGGCCGCAUCCGGCCCCCGGGCCUUAGGUUGCCUACCCCUGGUGUAGAUGUUUGCUCUGGAGGUCCUGUGACAGAACUAGUUGACCUGGCAGCUCUUAAAAGUGGAGAAGGCUUUUUCUGUUACAUUUCCCCCUUCCCACCUCCCAUUCUUCCACACUCAGCUUGUACCAUAUUCCCUACCCUCAUUUGCUGGGUCAUCACCUUGUUGUAGUGCGUGGGCUUGCACGUUCCUGUGAUCCUUGUGACCAAACAAAAAAACAAACCAGCGGACCUGAUGGGAUACCUGCUGAAGUCUUCCAAGUGGGCAGAAUUGAACAUACACAACAAUGUCACAAGCUUGACAAAAAAAUCUGGGAGAGAUAGGAGAUUCCAGCAGACUUCAGGGAUGCCAAAAUCAUCAAUCUCCCACCCCCCUUUUUUUAAUGGUGAUAGAACGGACUGCAGAAAUUAUCGAGACAUCUCUUUAUUAGCUGUGGCCAGCAAAAUUCUUGCAAGGAUCUUAGCAAACCUUCUCCUAAUUAUACCAGAAGAUAUUUUUCCUGAAUCCUGAAAGGGUUUUCGACUUUCUAGGGGGACAGUGGAUAUGAUUUUGACUGCUCGACAGCUUUAAGAAAAAUACAGAGAGCAAAACCAAACCCUGUAUAUGGCGUUUAUUGACCUGAGGUCUUUGACACUGCCCUGUGGACUAUCUUCUGAAAAUCCAGCAUCGCUUGAGCUCUGCAAGCGCUGCUUUCUCCCAACUGAAGUGCCAAGAGUUUGAGGACUAGGAGAUUCACAGGGAAAGCAAAAUCUUCGUUUACAAAGCUAUUAUACUACCAACUUUACAGAACGCUUGUGAAACAUGGGCCACUUAUAAACUAUAUCCAAAUCCUUGAGAGAUUUCAUCAACGGUAUCUCUGAAAAUUUUUACGCAUCAUUUGGGAAGACAGGUGAACUAAUGCCAGUGUACUGGAAGAAGCAAAGAUCCCCAGUGUCGAAGCAAUGAUUCUUCAACAUCAACUUCGUUGGACUGGUCAUGUUGUUCGGAUGCCUGAUGAUCGUCUUCCAAAGCAACUUCUCUAUUCCCAGUUUAAGAAUGGAAAGCGAAAUACUGGUGGUCAACAAAAGAGGUUUAAAGACGCUCCCAAGGCAAAUCUUUUAGAAAUAUCAUAUAAUCACUGAUAACAGGGAAACACUGGCCUGUGAGUGCUCCAGUUGGAGACAGCCUUUACCAAAGAUGUCGUGGACUUUGAAGAAGCACAAACUCAGGACAAAAGGGAGAAAUGUGCUAAGAGGAAGGUACGUUUGGCAAACCCUCACCGUGAUCAACUCCUGCCCGGAAAUCUCUGUCCCCACUGUGGAAGGACGUGUGGAUCCAGAAUUGUCUUCCACAAUCACUUAUGGACUCAUGGUUGAAACCAUGUUCACGGGAGACAAUCUUGCUCUGCUACAAGUGAUCGUCAAAGAAGGAGAAGAUAUUCCCUACCCCUAAACUUACCCUACCCCACUUUUUUUCCAUCCCUCCACCUUAGUUUUACGCUCUUUCCCCCCUCCUAUAGUAGCUUUCCUCUCUCUCCCUUUCUGUUCCCAAUGAAUUACCAUGAACCUUUUAUCUCGCUUUCUGGUUUCCUUCAAUACCACCUCUGGCCCUUUGACCUUGCCUGCGCUCGCCCCGCCAGACCUCUGUCUCCUGGCUUAACACGAAUGGAGUUGCUGGUCCUGGCAUGGGUUCAGCCAAAAUGCCACGGGCAGUUAGAGCAUGCAUAAGCAAACUCUGGCCCUCCAGAUGUUUUUUGAGACUACAAUUCCCAUCAUCCCUGACUACUGGUCCUGUUAGCUAGGGAUGAUGGGAAUUGUAGUCCCAGACAUCCGGAGGGCCGGAGUUUGCCUAUGCCUGAGCUUAGAGGGUGAGGCAGGCAGGUGAGGAGGUGGUACUGGGCAGGUUGUGGCACUGAGAUGCACCUGGAAGUGUCACAAGGCCCUCUGGUGAACCCACUGUUUGAGAAAUACUGCCAUAGAACUUAAUGGGAACCACUGGCAAUCGAGCCUGCUCCUGUCUUCGUAGCCCCAAGCAGGAGAUUCUGUUUGUUUGUUACACCAGAAUGCGAGCAAACCUUGAUAUUUUACAUCCUCCGUUCUGGAUUUGUUGUUGUUGUUGUUAAUGUCAUUCAUAAAGCAAAACAAACUGUCAAAGCAGUUUGCCUUAAUUAUACCUCUAGAAAGUUCUAUGUUGGUAUAAUGAUGUUUGAGAUUUUAUUUAAUCUUGUGUAGGCAAGCCUUUUAGGUCUUUUAUCUCUCUUAGCCACUAAACCCUUUUGUUUUUUAUUCCAGCUGGAGGUCAUGCUUGAAGACAAUGUUAGCUUGCCCAGCAAUGGCAAAUUAUACACAAAGGUAAUCAACUGGGUGCAACGCAGCAUCUGGGAGAAUGGAGACAGUCUAGGAGAUCUGAUGGAAGAGGUUAGUCUUUUAAAAACGAGCUUCGGCAGCCUUUAACAAUUAAGCUUUUCUGAAAUUAAGGAUGAUCCUUUUUCUUUUCUUUUUUUUUCUUUAAAAAAAAAACCUAUUUGAAAAAUUUAAAUCUUACUGUAGGUAUCCCUAAGCUGAGAAACUUAGGGGGGUUUCCAGGUGAGCUCCAUAAACUGUUUGAUCUGGUUUUUCUGUUUCUGUUUUUUACUCUUUUAACAACUUCGCUCUGGUGAAAACGGGGAGGUGGUUUUUAAGGCUCACUGUAUGUCCUUAAUGUGUUCCUUUUUGCAGGGUUUUUGCUUAAAGAGAGACAGUAGGUAAAAGGUUCUAAUGGUUGUUCCUCCCCAUUGAUUUAUCUCCCCAUAGGUUUAUUAACAAAACUAGGAUACUCAGCGCUGAAGAACCAUAGAAGAAACUUCAAGUGUAAAGAAGCAGCAGUCGUGCCCCAGUUCUCCUAAGAAAAUCCGCUGGGGGCAAAAAACGAUGAUGAUGAUUAAUGGUGUUUACUUCUUUACAGGAUAUCUUAACUUUUGACAAAACUUGUGUAAUUAAAUAGCCUUUCUCACAUACCCAGCAGUCAGUGUAGUCUCAAUCAGAAAUGCCAGCGUCUUGAGAAUCGCAGUGGAGAUAAUAUAAAUUUUGAAUUGUUUGCAAAAACUUAACCUAGCUUGCCAUCAAACGAACAACCUUUGAGAAUGGUUAUGUUUGCUUUAUUCUGCCCUUCCUUAGAAGCCCAGUCAAAUAGUCUUAGAUUCCCCUUAAAGUUCUCGUAUUUAGUAAUGGGCAGGCAGUAGACUUUCCUAAAUGGAAAAUCAGCCCCUCUGGGCUGUACCCAGCUAAGUGACAUUGUGAGCAGGGCUACUCAAAAGUACAACUUAGCCGGAUACAGCUCAUUUUUAACAUGACCCCUUUUGUAAUCCAAUUGUGCUUAGUUUACAUGCAUUAUUCACUUAACUGGACAAGGAGAAGAUGUUUGUAUUUUGCAAAUAAGAAAAAUGCGUGUUGCGGCAACAGUUUUUGUGUGUGUUUGAGAUUGUCAAUCUGUACAGUUUAUUCUGCAAGAUAAUGUACACCGUCACACAUCUUAAUGUUACGGCGCAGGGAAGUCAAGGCAACUGAAGAUUUCUUUUGAGCUGUGGAAGCGGGGAUCCGUCAUGCCAUAACUGGAAGAUCUGUCGUCAUGAGAGCAACUUCUUUUUUAAUUUUUUAAUUUUUUUUUGCCAUUCUGCUAGAUGGAAAGAAGAGAACCUGACUGAGACUUGGAGCCCUUAUGGAGUCUUGUGUUCUGUGUACCAAUAGUUGAAUUAGGCAAUGGAGACCGUAGCCACAUGGCUGUUCUGUUGUUUUUCAGGUUCAAACGUUGUACUACUCAGCCGAUCACAAGCUGCUUGAUGGAAACCUGCUAGAAGGACAGGCUGAGGUGUAUGGCAGUGAUGAUGACCACAUUCAGUUUGUGCAGGUACAAAUUGCACAUGGUCUGAGGUAACCUCAGGUAAAACUGGUUAGAGUAGUAAAAGGAAGAAAUAACAGUCUCAGAACAGUAGCUGCCUUAGACGGCUCGUGUGGUCUAGUUCACGAGUGGCAAGCGUGGCCUUCCAGAUGUUGCCAGAUGCCGCUGCCCCCAGCCCAUGCUAGCAUGGGCAGUGGGCAGGGACAGUGGGAGUUCUAGUGCAGCAACAUCCGUAGGGUCACAGGUCAGCCACCCCCGAUUUAGUUCCUUCAAGCUGUAACGUAAUACAGUGGUGCCCCGCAAGACGAAAUUAAUCCGUUCCGCGAGAGUCUUCGUCUAGCGGUUUUUUCGUCUUGCGAAGCAACCCUAUUAGCGGCUUAACGGAUUAGCGCUAUUAGCGGUUUAGCGGCUAUUAAAGGCUUAGCGGAUUAGCUGCUAAAAGGCUAUUAAAGGCUAUUAAAGGCUUAGCAGAUUAGAUAAAGGGGGGGGGGGAGUGAAAAAAAAAUCUCAAGACUUGCAAGACAUUUUCGUCUUGCGAAGCAAGCCCAUAGGGAAAUUCGUCCUGCGAAGCAACUCAAAAACGGAAAACCCUUUCGUCUAGCGGGUUUUCCGUCUUGCGAGGCAUUCGUCUUGCGGGGCACCACUGUACAGUCGUACCUUGGCUCCCCAACAAAUCGGCUCCCAAACGAUCAAAACCUGGAAGUGAGUGUUUCGGUUUUCGGAAGCCGAACACUCCUGCAGCCAAUUGGAAGCCACGCUUUGGUUUCUGAACGUUUUGGAAGUCAGACGGAUUCCGUUCAACUUCCAAAGUACGAGUGUAAAUAUGCCUUUAGUACAGAAAGCACGGCGUAAUGAACAAGAGCAGUUAAUGGAAGUUCAUCUUAAGAUUCUGGAAUGUUGAGAAGGGAGUGCAGUGCUAAAGAUUACAGGAGCUUGCAGAUAGAGCUUAAGCGAUCCGAGGCAAACAAGGAGCGCUGAAUAAGUUUCUGGAAGCAAGAGCUUCGUAGCAUAGAAGUGCAGGCUUUCAGUUGCAGCAGGUUAUCCAGCACGUGACUAGGAGUAGCACGUCAUGAAGUAGCCCUGGAGAUUUCCUUUGGGAAACCUGCCAUACAGGGCACAAACUGAGCAGAACCAAUUUGUAAUUGCAAGAAUAAUGGUAUACUUCAGGUAGCCUGCAAACAGCGGGAACGUUCUGAAUACUGUAGUGCACUGCAUUAGUAACUUGGUGAAAAUUUCACUUUCUGGAUGUGAUAACUGCCACUGUUGCCAUAAUUCAAUUUCAAAGUACAUUUUCAAAUGGGAGCUUUUGAGUUUCAGCAACCUAAAUGAGUCGAGAUAUUUGAACUAGAAAAGAAUCUGUGAUGAAGCAGAGUUCAGUUCAUUUUGCAACUUAAAUGUAAUUAGGUGGUGGCAUCUGGAGUUGCAAAAAACAGAGAGGUGAUAAUAUUAGCCUUCUCUCAGCUGCUAAUUUAAUAGGUUUGUUAGCAGGAGUUGAGAUUUGAAGAAGUUUAAAUCUCCUAAUACUUGGGAGCUGUUUAAAAAAAAAGUUUGUACAGGUGUCGGUAGAACCUAGAUGCAAAUCAGUCUUUCAGGGGUGAGCAAGAAUUCUCAGACUUCAAUUAAAUGAUUUGUCCCUUGAAAACCAAAGUGUUCAAAAGGCAGCCAUGGGGGGGUCUGGCUAGUUACAAUAGACAAGUAGGUUGCUUAAGUGCAAGGCAGAGGCUGAGCCUAAGCCCAAAUGCCAAACCCCAUACUUGAUUCCUAAAUAACUGCAAAAUACCCAUUUCCCAGAAGGAACACCCCCAAAGCAUGUGUUGCAGACAGAACUCGCACCCCACUUAAAAAAUGACAAAACCACAUCCUGAAAACACGGGGAUCCUUUUUCAGAUGUUACUCACUGCCUUCCCCCUACAAGCUUAUAAGGCAGCAAUCAGUCUUCUUUUCUCUCCCCGUUUUUGUUUUAAAAAGCAGCAGGCAGUUGGACUGGGUUCACUGGAAAGCAAAAACACCAACUGCAAAGUAGUCACACUUUCCUUCUCUGAGAAUGUCUCUGGGACCAUGUGGGAUCCAGAGACAUUCUGGGAAGAAAAAGAAGAAGAAAAGAUGGCGGAGUCUUAUCUCCCAAAGGUUAAAAACAAAUGAAUUAAAAUUAAAACAUUCAGAGGAGCAGGGACACCAAGGGAGGUGUCUAAAGCCCAUUUGGGAGAGAGAGGAGAGUGGAAAUGAAGUAUCUUAGACAAAAGGAGAAAUGGCUUCAAUAGAGGAAACUGGUGUAAUUAUUCUGAAACAACAGAGAUGGGUUUCAUAGACCCGAGGUGGGCAGAAGGUAGAUUGGGAUCUUCUCCUAGAUCUCUGGGUGAUCUGCAGGAGAUUGGCAAAGCUUUUUGUCUUUUAAUUGUUUUAACAAUAGCAAUAACAAAACCCUUCCAAUUUCAAGGAAGUUCAAAUGAAGAAAGCUUAAGCGGAAGUGGAUUUUUGCGUGAAAGGAUACGGCUUUGUUUACUAAUUUCUAGGCUCGGAAUGUCCUCAAGACUAGGCACCAUUUCUUCUUUAAAAAAAACAACUAGCCAUAUGUCCCGUGCAUCUAGCUCUGGUCGGUAGAUUUUGGGGUUCUAGUAAAAACAGCAAGCUUGAAUUGCAUCCACCCCACUCCUUAAACCAUAAGGCACUUGCAGAUUAAAGUCUAUGGUUUGGUACAGAUAGGAAGAAUUGUGCUGAAAGAAGUAGACAAAAUAUAUGCGAUUUGGUAGAAAACCUUAUGUAAUACCUUGGAUUUAUACAAUAAGUCUUCAGAGUUUUGCUGUGUAGGCUAUGCACCCUUGAAACUUGCGUAGUAAUAAUAGUUGCCGCAGGUACUUUGAAACAAAGUGAAGAUCGUCCCAUUAGAAAGCAUAGCUUACGUGAAGCUAAGUCAUUAAUUUGAUUCAGAAGCUAAGGAGUUGAGUAUUGGGGUGAAAUGGUUUUUGCGAGUAAGGGGUGCGUUACGUGCUCCAUCACGUUGCUGAGAUUUUGAUUCGUCAAGUUGCCUGUGCAGAUGUUCUUAUAAAUGAGGCUGCACAGAGGUAAAAAUAGAAGAGAAAAUAGUUCUGAAACAAAGGCAGAUCACAGUAUGCUCUGUGGCCGGGUUUCUGUAGCUGCCUUUUGAUUUUGCAGAAAAAGACCCCCCGUGAGAAUGAUCUCAAGCAGAUAAGUAGCAGUUCCUCUGGAAGUCUUUCUCCAAACGCAGCAGUGCAGAGUCCUAAACACGAGUGGAAAAUUGUUGCUUCAGAGAAGACCUCAAGUAAGCAGAACUUGUGUUUCUGGGAAUGUUAUUUUUAAAUCACUGUGUACCCAUGCUUAAAUAUGGAAGUUGCAGGAGGCAGUGCCAUUUUUUGCAAUUGUGUUAAUAAAUGCAGUGUUCUUUUCUCGCCUUCAAAUAUUGGGGGAAAGCUGAAAUUCCAGCCUACCUAGAGGGUAAUGGUAUGGCUUUAGUGCAGGCUUCCUCAACCUCCAGAUGUUUUUGGCCUACAACUCCCAUGAUCCCUAGCUAGCAGGACCAGUGGUCAGGGAUGCUGGGAAUUGUAGUCUCAAAACAUCUGGAGGGCCGAGGUUGAAGAAGCCUGCUUGAGUGGAAGAAAACAUGAUCAUAUUUUGGAAUUAAAUGUACUCUUUCCCACCCCUUGCUUCCCCCCCUCCCCCCAGAUAAUACCUACCUGUGUCUCGCUGUUCUGGAUGGCGUGUUUUGUGUGAUUUUCCUUCACGGGCGUAACAGUCCCCAGAGUUCUCCGACCAGCACUCCACGGUUGAUGAAAAGCUUGAGUUUCGAGAUCCAGCCAGGUGACCUUAUUGAAAAGCCCAUGUCUCCGAUGCAGUAUGCUCGGUCUGGAUUGGGAACAGCAGAGCUUGGCAACAAACUCAUAGCCGCAGGUAAGGAAAACCUACUAGCGCUUCAUGCAAUGCAGGCCUCUUCAUUUUCUCAUACUUGGGCAAACUGCCAUGGGAAGUGUUUUGCGGAGUAAUUGCUUGCUAAAGUUGGGUUCCCGAGGAGAUUCUGUUAUCUUAAAUACCUCUUGCGUACUUUGCAUUCCUGCUAGGUGGAUAUAACAGAGAAGAAUGCUUGCGCACCGUAGAAUGUUACGACCCCCGAAAGGAUUGCUGGACUUUCGUUGCACCGAUGAGGACACCAAGAGCCAGGUUCCAGAUGGCAGUGUUAAUGGUACGUGUGGGGUGAAUAGCCACGCCCUCUGGCACCCUCUAGGUAGGCUGGAAUUUCAGCUUUCCCCCAAUAUUUGCAUUUACUUGGAUUUGGCUCUUGAUUACAUGCCAAAUCCAAGUAAAUUCAGUUAAAAACCACAUUUUUAAAAGAAGAAGGGUGCAGAAAUUUCAACACUUGCCAAAGUGCUCAUCCAACAAUAUAAUAAAAAGAAAUCCUACACACGCAAACACUAAUAGAUUAGUCUGAGGUUAGCCUCCACUGUAAUGCUGAAGUAUGAUCUCAAAAACUUAAAUGCCCAAAGCAAGGAUAAAUUACAAUGUAUUUUUGGCACCUGAUAACAUGGACAGUGACAAUUCCAGCGAGUUUCCCUGCAGAGCACAGGUGAGGCACACACGAGAAAAAAUUGACCCCCGUGGAACUCCACCUUGAAGGUUCUGCAAGGCCAAACAGCACCCCCAAAGUGCCACUCUCUUGACGAGAGUCCUCCCAAGUAGGACCAGAACCAUUGCAAAACAGAGACACCCAAUCCCUGAUACCAUGACUGAGGGUAUCAAAAGCUGCUGAGAGAUCAAGGAGAAUCAACAGGGCCACUCACUUCCUGUCCCUGCCAGAAGAGCUCAUCGUGCAGAGCAACCCAAGAAUCUGAUUUCUCCGACUUAAAAUUUGUAGCAGUUCAGCACAAAGGUGAUGGUCACGUGUUCCUCUGCACUUUUUGAAAGGAUACACCUAGGUUCAUAGUUGCCUGUAAUGAUGGGGCAAUUCCUUUUCUUGGAGGCUUUCCUUGUCUGAUUUAGAAACUAUUCGCUACUAACACACCAGGCCGAGGCAUGCCUGUUUAACCAAAACAAUGUAAUGGAUCUUUGUUGUAAUAUUUAUUGCUUCUUCAACUUAGGGGCAGCUGUAUGUUGUUGGUGGGUCCAACGGCCAUUCAGAUGACUUGAGCUGCGGAGAAAUGUAUGACCCGGAAAUUGAUGAUUGGACUCCCGUUCCAGAGCUGCGAACCAACCGUUGCAAUGCAGGUAAGAGUCUACAAUGCCCUAUGAAGGUUAUUAUUUCUUUCUUAAGCAUUCAGGCAAUAAAUUGUUUCGUUUCUCUCUCUCCCCACCAUGGAUUAACAGGUGUUUGUGCCCUGAAUGGAAAGCUGUAUAUUGUUGGCGGCUCAGAUCCUUACGGUCAGAAAGGAUUGAAAAACUGUGAUGUCUUCGAUCCCAUAGCAAAAUCCUGGACAAGCUGUGCUUCACUUAACAUCCGUAAGUCCGUGUUUUCAUUUUUCGAGUUGGAAGGGACGCGGGUGGUGCUGCAGUCUAAACCACAGGCCGGCAGUUCAAAUCUGCAAACAGGGUGAGCUCCUGUUGCUUUGUCCCAGCUCCUGCCAACCUAGCAGUUUGAAAGUACACCAGUGCAAGUAGAUAAAUAGGUACCGCUGUGGCGGGAAGGUAAACAGUGUUUCCGUGCGCUCUGGUUUCCGUCACGGUGUUCCAUUGCACCAGAAGUGCUUUAGUCCUGCUGACCACAUGACCUGGAAAGCUGUCUGUGGACAAAUGCUGGCUCCCUCAGCCUGAAAGCAAGAUGAGCGCCGCAACCCCAUAGUCGCCUUUGACUGGACUUAACGGUCCAGGGGUCCUUUACCUUUCCCUUUCCCUUUAACCUUUAGAGGUUGGGAUGGCUUUAAGAAUUCAAGCUUUUUAGGAGACAGAAAUUUCUUAGGGCAGCUUCAGCUGCAGUGUGCCACUGUUAGAGGUCUGCUACUGCUAGUUUUUAAAUGAAAUUUGGUGAGAAUCAGCCCCCUGACAGUUGGUAGAGAUGAGACUCAUUAAUCUCAGGGUUGUGGGUUAGAGCCCCGUGUUGGGCAAAAGAUUUCCUGCAUUGCAAGGGGUUGGACUAGAUCAGUGUUUCCCAACCUUGGAUCUCCAGCUGUUUUUCAUCCCUGACCACUGAUCUUGCUAGCUAGGGAUGGUGGGAGUUGUAGUCCGAAAACAGCUAGAUACCCAAAGUUGGGAAACACUGGACUAGAUGACCCUUGUGGUCCCUUCUAUCUCUAUAAUUCUAUGAUUUUGAGAGAGAAGCUGCAUCUUUUGCUGCAGCAAUAUUUAGUAUUGAGGGUUGUUUUUCGCAGACUGCAUUAGAGUGGCAACAAGUGGAAUCGCUUUCUGGGACCUUUUAGACUGACUUAUUGGCAGUUGACUCUUGGCUGGCAUGAAAAAUGUCCCCUACAGUUUUUGUGAUGCUUCUGUCAUUAGAGCGCAGCUUAAAACCCCUCCCCCUGAUUUGCAAUCUUGUGUUGGCUUUUCGUUUAUAGGAAGACACCAGUCUGCUGUAUGUGAGCUUGGCGGACAUUUGUACAUCAUUGGAGGAGCUGAAUCUUGGAACUGCCUUAACAGCGUGGAGCGUUACAACCCAGAAAACAAUACCUGGACCCUGAUUGCACCGAUGAACGUAGCUAGGCGUGGUGCAGGUGUUGCCGUACUUGAUGGUAAGUUUGUGUGAGUGGAGCUCCGCAAUUCAGAGUAACCCCCUUUUGGUGGGGGGAGGAUAUAGACCUUGUGGCCAAGAAAUGGGGCACAGCAAAUCAGAAUACAUGACAGAGCAAUAGGGGUAAUGGCUCUCUCGAUGUUUGCAAGCCCAUUAUACUGGCUGAAGAUGUCUAGAGACUGAUUGUGAACCAUAAACCACCAGAAUGCCUAUAUUACGCAAAUCCAAAACGUAAUAGGCCGUAUAGUAACAAUUGCAAAGUUAUUUACUAGAACUACUUCUCAAAAAUUAGAUACCACUUUUCAUAAUGUCAAAAUCAACAUCGGGACAGAAUAUAAUAAAAAUGUAACUUUCCGGUUCACCACCAAGUCUAGUAUGUACAAAAAACCCGGCUGAGCGUUAUGGAGGUACAGUGCCACCUCUGGUUGCGGACGGAAUCUGUUCCAGAGGUCUGGCCAGAUCCCAAGGUUUUUGCAACCGGAGAGACUGCUUCUGCGCAUGCAGCAGUAGAGUGCUUCUGCGCAUGUGCGCACGGCAAAAACCCGGAAAAAUACUUCCGCGUUUGCCGCUUACGCAUCCCAAAGUUUUCGUAACCGGAGGUACCACUGUAUUCCGAAGAGCUGGAAAGUGUUGAAGUGGAAUUUUAUUGCCAUCAUAAUUCAUUAAUUUUUUGAAAGCUCAAGCAGUAUGUUUAACCUUGCUUGGUACGCAGUUAACCUUUCAGGUAUAGCUUUUGUGCCCGGAACAUGGUUUUUCCCUCUACAGUGGUGCCUCGCAAGACGAAAUUAAUCCGUUCCGCGAGUCUCUUCGUCUUGCGGUUUUUUCGUCUUGCGAAGCACGGCUAUUAACGGCUUAGCGGCUUUAAGAAAAAGAAAACAAACUCGCAAGACGCCCAUAGGGAAAUUCGUCUUGCAGAACGACUCAAAAAACGGAAAACCCUUUUGUCUAGCGAGUUUUUCGUCUUGCGAAGCACGGCGCUUAGCGGCUAUUAACGGCUUAGCGGCUUUAAGAAAAAGAAAACAAACUCGCAAGACGCCCAUAGGGAAAUUCGUCUUGCGGAACGACUCAAAAAACGGAAAACCCUUUUGUCUAGCGAGUUUUUCGUCUUGCGAGGCAUUCGCCUUGCGGGGCACCACUGUACACUUUACUGAAGAUUGACUGCUAUCCACUCUACAGGAAAACUCUUCGUUGGUGGCGGCUUCGAUGGUUCGCGUGCCGUCAGCUGCGUGGAGAUGUAUGACCCUGCUAAGAACGAGUGGAAGAUGAUGGGCAGCAUGACGAUCCCAAGAAGUAAUGCCGGUUUUGCAACCGUGGCCAACACCAUCUAUGCAGUGGGCGGCUUUGAUGGCAAUGAAUUUCUGAACACAGUCGAAGUCUACAACCCGGAGUCAAACGAGUGGAGCCCAUACACAAAGAUCUACAAAUUCUGACGGACAGGAGGAGUGUCUUUAAAACUAACAGGCUUAGUGAUGUAAUUGUCAGUAGAGGUACACAUGUGAAUAGGGGGCGGGGGGUGUUAAGUUGCCAUCAGCAACACAAAAGCUUUUUGCAUAUUGCAUACUAUUAAUAUGCUGUACAUAUUUUUAUUUUAGAAGACGUGCAGGGUGUUCUCUGUUUUAGGAUUUGUUACUUUAGGCUGGAAGUUGAUAAUUCUGAGAGAAUUAGAAUGAAAGCUGAUGGCAUAUCAUUUCAAGAGCUUCCCCCAAUGUUUGUUUUGCCAAUUUGCACACACAAAUACUUUAACCUUAGAAUUUGUUUCUGGUACCGGCAGGAAAUAUAGUGAGUCUUCAAUGUGAGCAAUGCUUUUUAGGGCUUGUUCGAGUUUUUUGUUUGUUUAAUCUUAACUGGGGAAAUCUAAUAAGCCUUAUUUAAAUAGAUUUUGGCUUUAUAUAAAAGAAAGCUGACACACCUGCCAAUUUGACUGCCUUUUAUAACUUUUUAUAUAUAAAUAUAGUCAUAGCCAGUUGUUAUAUUCUGAAGUGACAUGAAAUAAUACGUUGAAACAAAAAACAGUGAGUAAAAUCUCAAAAGUUCAUAAACUGAAGUGAAACAUGUCGUUUCUUCAUGUGUGAGAGCCUUUCAUUUUUGUUUUCCUGCUACAUUGUAUGAAAUCCAAGUAUGCAAUAUUGAUUUUCAUUGCCUUCGAGUGGAGUUUCUGAACGUGGCCAUAGUGUAAGGAAGGGGGGGGCGGGGAAUCUGGUUCUGAAAUUUAACUGAUUUAGAGAGGGUGCUUUUUUCUGUAUGUUUGUUAGGUUAUGCAGUUGUAAUAAACAUGCAAAGCUGCAAAAUGCUAAAACUGUGUGGUGUGUUAGCAAAGUUACCUAUCUGAAAAUUAUUGUAUAAGUUUGUAUCUUUCUACUGCAACCUAAAAAAACAUGCUAUGAUUAAAAACUGUGCUUCAUUUGUUUAACAAUGGCUGUUUAGUAUCCUUGCAUCGUGUUUUCUCCUAAUGGUCUAGAUUGCCCAGUGCUCUUCACUCCAUGAAGCAGUUGCCUGUGUAUCCCUAUCAUCAUUUUUUAGCUUAGCAAAUAUAUGAAUAUAGCUUCUCCCUAGUUGGGGCAAGAAUCAAGCCAGGACGUAUCUAACCUUAGUUCAUUUUUCAGGAGAAAACUGGUUGUCAGAUUCACCAGGAAAAGAAAUAUGAGAUUCUUGCUCUUCAGUGCCUGUACAUAUUUAAAUCUUGCAGGAUUAUGGAUUUAUGUUGUUCCUAGAUUAUUAACACUUUUCUACUGAUAGCAGUGCC
This is a messenger RNA of Podarcis lilfordi (Lilford's wall lizard), 28233 nucleotides long. The record is from the annotation of a GenBank genome assembly. NCBI's taxonomy places the organism in Eukaryota, Metazoa, Chordata, Lepidosauria, Squamata, Lacertidae.